Molecule: messenger RNA, 417 nt
Organism: Mesorhabditis spiculigera
Lineage: Eukaryota; Metazoa; Nematoda; Chromadorea; Rhabditida; Rhabditidae
Source: the annotation of a GenBank genome assembly
AUGAAAUCAAGUGCUCGUCCUGUCGCCAAGCAGCGAUCAACGUCCUCGUGCGCAUCGGCGAUUCUGAGAUCGUUAUUCAAGAACAAGGAGGCCAUGGACUCAUUGCGAUCGCUCCAAUCCACAGGCUCCCUGGCUGAGGCGAAGAAUGUUCAAGAGUGCCUGCAACAGCCGAAAGCAUCCCAGGUCCCUGACGUAUCCGUUGGUAAUGCGCUGCCACACCUCGUGCAAGCCUUUGCAGCGGGCGAGAAACAUCUGCUGAGCCAUGUUCAACGAUGCCACCUGAGCCAACUGAUCGAGCGCCGGAUAGGCCAGCCAACCGUCGGCUGCUACCUCGGCAGGAUCAAACCCGGUCAGCUCGACAAUCGAUUUGUUCAGUCCUACGGUUGCACCCAGUGCAGCCAGCCCGUCACCCUAUCG